This is a messenger RNA of Humulus lupulus (European hop), 1267 nucleotides long. RefSeq names its product protein TIFY 9. Gene Ontology annotation, biological process: regulation of defense response; regulation of jasmonic acid mediated signaling pathway; response to wounding. Gene Ontology annotation, cellular component: nucleus. The record is from RefSeq and is a predicted model, not a curated record. NCBI's taxonomy places the organism in Eukaryota, Viridiplantae, Streptophyta, Magnoliopsida, Rosales, Cannabaceae. Bases 116 to 712 code for a protein of 198 amino acids. The transcript is spliced from 6 exons.
UUCUUCCUCUAAUUUAUAGCUCCGAUUGCCUUUGCCCUCCACCUCCCGCCUUCUCGUUUCAACAAAUACUCUCUAAAAAUUUCUUAUUCGCCACAGCCACCGCUACCGCUUCGCCAUGGCUAGGGCUACCGUCGAGCUCGAUUUCUUCGGCAUGGAGAGGGAUCAGUCCUCUUCCAAAUCUCAGUUCCAGAAGUUUGUCCAUCGCCAACGAAGCUUUCGAGGCAUUCAAAGCGCCAUUUCGAAGAUUAACCCUGAGGUUCUGAAAUCUGUGAUUGCGAACCGGAAAUCGGACAUUAAUGGCGUUCAGUUUGAAAAAUCGAAGAAAUCGUUUUCGGUUCCUUCUAGCCCCAAAUCGGAUCAGAUUCUGUUUCCUGCUUUGCCUGUUUUUGUGCCUAACGCUACCAGGCCAACUUCAGAGAACCUUCCUGAAACAGCUCCAAUAACUAUUUUCUAUAAUGGAAGCGUCUCUGUUUUCGAUGUUCCUCGUGAUAAGGCUGAGAGCAUUUUGAAGAUUGCGAUGGAUGGAAGCAAAAAUGUUACUGAAUCAGCCACCGUUGAUCCGAAUCCAUCACCUCUUUCGAACGACCAAACACAGCUACUUGAUUCUCUCAAUGGAGAUCUGCCGAUUGCACGUCGGAAAUCGUUACAGAGAUUUUUGGAAAAACGCAAAGAAAGGAUAACAUCAGUAUCCCCGUACUUGUGCGAUAACUAAAGCGUCAAAAACGCGUUGCGACUGAUAAGACUUCUUCCCAAAGGCAAAGAAAAGGACCGAAAGAAGAAGCAGCUGAUGAAUAUAUAUAUAUAAAAAUCUAAUUCAAUACAUUAGCUUUAGGAUUAUAGCUAAUGGUCUUGAAAUUAUUAAUUAAUAUAUAUAUAAUUAGUAUUUUUACUCGUUUUCUUUUUGAAAGGAGCUGAUGGAGCAGGUUGCUUUUUUCCUCCUUUUAAUGGAAGAAUACAGUACCUACUUACUACUUAUAGUACUAGAAAAGAAAUUUGAAUAGUAGGAACUUGCGUAGUGGUUCAGUUUCACGUUUUAGUAAUGCCUCUUUAAACGUACCUUUGUUUGCUUGUAAUUUUUUCCUUCUUUUGUUGGGGCAAUUAAAUUUGCUGUCUGCCUACUCUUCUUUCGUAUCGUAUGUGUUUUGUUUUGUUUUGUUUUUUUAAUUUGUAAGCUUACAUUAUUACUACUAAUUACAGAGGAGCCCACACAGUCACAUGUAUAUUUACCACUUUAUACUAAUAUAUUUAUUAUUAUUUUUUUGUUCAA